Tremella mesenterica DSM 1558 is the source of this 855-nucleotide messenger RNA. RefSeq lists its product as uncharacterized. Gene Ontology annotation, biological process: RNA processing. The record is from RefSeq and is a predicted model, not a curated record. Gene Ontology annotation, molecular function: ribonuclease III activity. Lineage: Eukaryota; Fungi; Basidiomycota; Tremellomycetes; Tremellales; Tremellaceae. The coding region runs from base 1 to 855 and encodes 284 amino acids. The transcript has 5 exons.
AUGAGAAGUAUGCUCAUGUUGGAGAUGCAAUUCUCGACUCUCAAGGCCCGACUUGUGAAUCAAGACACCCUCGCGAGUAUCUCUCGUCUCUACGGACUCUUGUCGUCUGUCCGCACCGCUACCGCUGCCUAUGAAGCCGUAGCACAAUCAUCGAAGAAUGCCGCCGAGAUUUUCGAGGCAUGCAUCGGCGGUCUAUUCCACGACCAUCUCGAACGCGCGAACGUUACCAACGCGAAUGCAGCUGUUCUCACCCAAGGACCCGCUUUCGACAAGAUUACAGAAUGGCUUGAACCCAUUUUCCGACCUAUGGCCGAACGAGGCUACGACCCCGCUGACGCCGAUGAAGAGGAAGAAGAUCGUUUAGCUGUAGGCGCCAUCAGUGAGCUAUUUGAGACAUUGCAGAGAUGGGGAGCCCGACCUAGUUUCUCCGAAAUGUUGGAAACACCGCCCGGGGCAAACCCGUUGCAUGGAGGGAUGUGGAGGAUUACAUGUACCGUUCAGAUCAAGGGGAAGAGCUGGAGUGCCUCCGCUGUUCGUGCGAAGAAGCAAGAUGCCAAAGCCGUCGCUGCUUGGAAAGUGCUUCAGCACUCGAGAGGGGACUUGCAACCCCGUGGCUUCUGUGCUGCCGAUGGCGCCAAAUUCCGCCUGGCGGAGUGGUGUGUGAGAAACGAUCUGCAAUCACCAGUAUGUACCCCAAUCACUUAUGAGCUGGAUGGUUUCCUGCGGUUCAUAGUGAAGGUAGAUGUUUUUGACAGGAAUGGCAAGCUUCUAACGAGUCAAGUUGUAGAUCGACACCACAUGACCAUGGCGGAGGAAGUCGCUUGCCAUCGGGCGUUGAUAGUGCUUCAAGACUAA